GUCUCUCUGUCAAUUCCAACAGAAAGAAAAGAAAAGAAGGAAAAUACAAGUACAAAUUUGAAGGUGAGGUUGUCUGCUCCUCGAUGGCUCCAAUGGUUUAGAGAAAUCAUGAAAUGAUCUCCAAAUAAUCGUCUCCCAUCAUGUUGGAUACUAAGCAAAAGCAACUUAUUCAUCAAGAGGCUUCUAGAACCCAGUUAGACACUUCUUGGAGGAUCCAAAAAAAUCCAAAAAAAAAAAAAAUUAUCUUAAAAAUAUCUCCAGCAGCUACACUUUUUGUUGCACACGGGAGUUCCCAUGUCACUUUAUCAGUGUGAACUGAACUGCUUUUUCUCCAUUUUCCCACUCGUCUUCUUCCUUGCAAUUUUCGGCUUUGGGCCUGUCCGUAUUUCAUAUUUCUCAAUCGUCUUCUCCAAAUUCUGAUCGUUGAUUUCGAGAUAUGGGUUCCAGAAUCGUACCCUGUUCUAAGAGCUGGCAGAGCACGAUGCAGAUUUCAGCACCAGUUUCUUCUUCUUCGUCGAAAGCGUCGUGGGUUUCGGUUUCUUUCCCUUCUGUGACAAAACCAUGUGGAAGAAGCAGUGGAGCUCUGGGUUGCGGGUUCGUUCGUUGGUUAAACUCUUCCGGGUCGGGUGAUUUGAAACGUCGACGUACUUCGAACCAGUCUUGCAGAUCAAAGUUUGAUGAUUUCUCGUACGAAGAAUUGUCGAACCAGAUUGAGGGAUUGGCGCAAAGGUUCAAUCUUUCCGAGGACGGUGACGAGAACGUCGAGGAACCGGCUUUUGUGGCGUCGAAGACCUCGAAUAUCUCUCCGAUUUUGACUUACCCAGAAGGCGAAAACAGCAAAGGCGGCGGCUUUUCGACGCGGUUUUCAAGCUUCAAGUUCAGUGCGUUGGAACCCUCUCUGCUCGGGAUUCAUCCGGAGCCGCCGGACUGGCCGGAGAGAAGCGAAAUCGUCAGAACCGCCAUGGAAAGAAAGGCCAACAGCCUCGAGUUUCCGGUUUCGCUCCGGCUAAUCAAGAAGAAGCAGCGGCAGCAAAGGGAAGAGGGUCCUAAAGGAGGAGCAGGGGAGAUUACUUCUUGCUCCCUGAACAAGGCAUUCUCUUCCAUGGUGUUUAUAAUCCAUGAGCUCCAUAGCCACGCUUUGAGUAUAAGGGAAAGUUUGUACUCUGAAGAUUUGCAGGAGGUGAUAGCGACGGUGCAGAAGAGAGAGAUGAGCAUGUCAUUUGUAUGGUUGUUCCAGCAGGUGUUUUCGGGGUCGCCGACUUUGAUGGUUUACGUGAUGAUCUUGCUGGCGAAUUUCAGUGUGUAUUCGAUGAAUUGCAAUGUUGUUGCUGCAGCACCUCUGCCUGUUAUGGCCGAGACUUUGACCGAGACUGAGACAGAGGAACAACCCUACUCGAAACCCGAUUAUAUUUCCGAUAACGAUUCUACUAGGGUUGUGAAAAAGACCUCGAAUGAGGGCAGUAAGGCCGAUUUUCUUGACAAUGUGACCUCGGAAAGUUCAAUCAGGCAUGCCAUUGUUGAUCUUGAGAAGAUGUAUGGUGUCUCCUUGUUCAAUGAUAAGGAGUUCACUGCAGAGGAGGAUGUGAAGUUGUGGAACUCUGUGAUGGAGGAAGCUUCGAGAAGGCAGUCAGAAAUGAGGGAUGAGGCUCUUGAUCACGCAACGGUGCAGCAAUUCGUGUCACCGAUAACUGUGAAUAUCGAACCGGAUUAUCAUGAGCACUACUUUAGGACUGACCUUUUGUACCAGAUGGGUUUAGCUCAGGAUCCUCAGAAUGCACUUCUGCUCUCAAACUAUGCACAAUUCCUCCAUGUCGUGGCUCGCGAUCACGAUAGGGCCGAGGAGUGCUUCAGGCGUGCCGUGCAAGGGGAGAAACCAGACGCUGAGGCUUUGAUCCGGUACGCGGACUUCUUGUGGAUAGUAAGGAAAGACCUGUGGGGUGCAGAAGAGAGAUACCAGCAAGCAGUGGCAGAGGAGCCAGACAAUCCCUAUUACGCCUCCAGAUAUGCCAAUUUCCUCUGGAGCACUGGCGCCGAAGAUACUUGCUUCCCUCUCAGUACAUCCUAGGGUAACUGAUGAAAUUGAGGUUUCACCAUAAAACUAAUUGACAAAUUAUGACGGGUAUGUUAGACCAAGUCAGAGUUAUCAAGAAUCCAGCUCAUGUUUAAACUCUGAAGUCUGUUAUUCAGGAAUGCAGUCCUUAUCCAAGGAUAAUUCUGAUAGGUCUAGCAUAUUUUUCAAUGUUUGAAAGUUUGAUUUCACAGAUGUUGUAUCGUUCAAAUUCAAAUGUUGCCGUCUAAAUAGGGUUGAUAAACCCCUGAUGUAAUCUCAAAAUUAUUAUAAAUACAUGCAACCCAUCAGUUGAUGGAAAUCUCUCA
Molecule: messenger RNA, 2376 nt
Organism: Malus domestica (apple)
Lineage: Eukaryota; Viridiplantae; Streptophyta; Magnoliopsida; Rosales; Rosaceae
Molecular function (GO): protein binding
Source: RefSeq, a predicted model, not a curated record